Orbicella faveolata is the source of this 1323-nucleotide messenger RNA. RefSeq names its product QRFP-like peptide receptor. Gene Ontology annotation, cellular component: plasma membrane. Gene Ontology annotation, biological process: G protein-coupled receptor signaling pathway. The record is from RefSeq and is a predicted model, not a curated record. Lineage: Eukaryota; Metazoa; Cnidaria; Anthozoa; Scleractinia; Merulinidae. Gene Ontology annotation, molecular function: G protein-coupled receptor activity.
ACUAAAUUGCAAUGACUUUUAAAUCAAACCUUUGACUGAUGACAUUGAAGCGGUAGAAUUAAAAUUCAUUUCCGAUUGAACUGAGAUGAAUGAUGUAAUCUAGAUCUACGCUCUGCUUCUGAUCUAAAACGCUAGCGCCGACAGAACGCGGCUGAGAGCCAAAAGAGGAAAUCAUGUCAUUGAGAAACAACACCACAAUCACAGUGGCUGGGAGUGAAAGUACACUUGGGCAUCAAAACGGGACAUGUGUCUCUGUUGAUUCGAAUGCAGCGAGAAUUUCUAAACUUUGCGCAUGUUGUUUUAUUUUACUGGGAAGUUUUUUCGGAAACAUCUUUAUAAUCAUCAUAGUCUACAAGCGUCGAGAUUUACGAAAAACAACUAACUAUUUCAUCGUCAACAUGGCUGUGUCCGAUCUGCUUUUCCCACUGGUUGUAAUUCCUGAUCAGGUAACUCAAUUGGUGACCGACUCGUGGCAUUGGCGCGUGAGUGGAAUCUUAGGAUCGACGUUUUGCAAGUUGUAUAGCUUCACAAUCUCAGUGUCUCUUUUUGUUUCUGUUCAAAGCUUGGUGUGGAUAGCAAUUGAUAGAUUUGUCGCCGUGGUUUUUCCAAUAAAAGUUGGGCUUAUUUCAAGCAAGAUUCGCACAAUAGUUAUAGUUUCUACAUGGUUUUUAGCAUGUGUUUUCUAUUUUCCAUCGCUCGUAUCUUCGGGACUUGCUGAAUAUAGGAAUAACACGUUGUGUAGUUUAGUAAACAAAGAAUCAAUUUUUCCCAACAAGGGAGCUUUUCAAGGAUAUUACUGGCUUCAUGUGACUAUCAGCCUUUUAGCUCCGUUGUUUGUAGUAACCGUUUUAUACAUCGCAAUAGUGAUUUCCUUAAAAAGGAGGAGUAAAGCCCUUAUGAAUGUCGCACAAUAUGAACGACAACAUUCUGUAAAGAAGCGAAGACAAGCUACUAAAAUGGCGGUUGUUAUCUUGGUGCUGUUUUACAUUUGUGUUAUUCCAUACACUGUGUUAAGUUUCGUAAAUUACUUGAGACCUUCUUGUGCCUUUCAAAUAUCAUUUACCUUUAUAGCAGUUUGCAUGUUUUUGUCAUCUUCUGUUGUCAAUCCAAUAAUCUGUCUGUCAUUUGUGGAAAGUUACCGUCGUGGAUUGAAAAGCAUUGUGUGUUGUUUCUGCCGAAUGCAAGAUAAUAAGAGUGCCAAGCAAGAACGAAUAACUCUAAAAGGAAUGGGGGAUCUCCCUGGUGGAAACUGUCGACGAACUUCUAAAGACACAGACAACUUCCAAGAAACAUUUGCUGGUACUGUUCAGUAGGUUAUUAUCG